CGGUUCCGGGAAGCGGGCGUCUUUGCCCCCCCCACCGGGAGCGGCCGCGGCGGGAGCCCAGAGCGCGGGAACCCAGCAGGGCUCCGCCCCGCUGGCGACCCGAACACCCAACCUCCCUAAGUCACCGCACUGGCUGGUCAGGUGAUCAGCGGCGGGUGGUCACGUGAUUGCCCGCCCUCCCCUGGCUAGGCUGGAAAGAUCAGUUGAGUUGCAGCAGCCGCAGCGGCUCCCCGCGCCCGGACCACCCGCCUCCGCCCAGCAUUUAUCCCUCGCUCCAGAGCAAUGAAGUUGGCAGCCUUUGUCUCUGGCCUAGCCCUAGUGGCCUGUGCCUUGGCUCUGGAGAAUGGGCUCAUGCGGGUGCCCCCGAUGGGCUGGCUGGCGUGGGAGAGGUUUCGCUGCAACACUGACUGCAAGACGGACCCUGACAACUGCAUCAGCGAGAAGCUUUUUGUUGACAUGAUAGAUUGUCUAGCGGAUGAUGGCUGGAAGGAGCUGGGCUAUGUGUAUGUGAACAUAGAUGAUUGCUGGAUGGCGAAGAAGCGGGACGCAAAGGGGCAACUGAUCCCGGAUCCCGAGCGGUUUCCCAGUGGGAUCAAAGCCUUGGCGGAUUACGCGCACUCCCGGGGGCUGAAGUUGGGCAUCUAUGGAGACAUGGGCACUUACACAUGCGGUGGCUACCCAGGCACCACGCUGGACCGGGUCGAACAGGAUGCCCUGACCUUCGCGGAGUGGGGCGUGGACAUGCUGAAGCUGGAUGGCUGCUACUCAUCAGAAGAAGAGCAGGCCCAGGGCUACCCUAAAAUGGCAAUGGCCUUGAAUGCAACAGGCCGCCCCAUUGCCUAUUCCUGCAGUUGGCCAGCCUAUCGGGGAGGGCUUCCACCCAAGGUGAACUACACCCUCCUGGCGAACAUCUGUAACCUCUGGCGUAACUAUGGUGACAUUCAGGACUCCUGGAACAGCGUCCUCUCUAUUGUGGACUGGUUUUCAGCAAAUCAGGAUGUGCUGCAGCCGGUGGCCGGCCCUGGCCACUGGAAUGACCCAGACAUGCUGAUCAUUGGAAACUUUGGCCUCAGCUAUGAACAGUCCCGAUCCCAGAUGGCCUUAUGGACGGUGCUGGCUGCCCCGCUCUUCAUGUCCACGGACCUCCGCACCCUCUCCCGCAGCUCCAGGGAGAUCCUGCAGAACCGACUGAUGAUCAAAAUCAACCAGGACCCCUUGGGAAUCCAGGGACGCAGAGUCCUUAGGGAGAAGUCUCAGAUCGAGGUGUUCCUGCGCCCGCUUUCCCACUCAGCCAGUGCCCUGGUCUUCCUCAGCCGGCGGACAGACAUGCCAUACCGCUACACCACCUCCCUCAGCAAGCUCAACUUCUCCGCCAGUGCCGUGUACGAGGCACAGGAUGUGUACAGUGGCGGGAUCAUCAGCGGCCUGAAGGCUGGAGAGAACUUCACUGUCAUCGUCAACCCCUCGGGAGUAGUCAUGUGGUACCUCUAUCCCACAAUGUACGUGGAUCAACCCUUGGACUUUGUCAGACAGCACCCGCAGGGGAAGGGCUUCCACCCAUUUGCACUGUGAAGCCAAUCGGAGGAAGAGGAUGGGGGGCCAGCUGUGGGUACAUGUUGCUCUCUGGCCAGGAGCGACUCCUCCUGAUCUACAUUUACCCGCUUUGUGCCUUAGUUUUCCUCUCUGUCAACCAGGGAGAACUGUUAACUCUCACCUCACGCCUGGGAGGUAGGUAAUUCAUUACUGAUUGUAAAGUGCUUUGAGACCCUUCCCUUGAUGGUGCCAGACAAGUGCAGAACACAGUCACUGUGAGCGCUGGCUAACUCUCGCUACUGGAACACUUGCUAGAGGAGCUGCAUGUAAUAUCGCAGCUCAGUGAAGAGGUCAUUUCCCCUAGAUUUGCAGUAAGGCCUUCGAUCUGACCCCUGCUGUACCUGUCAUGAGGAGUGAGUCUCCCUGGAGGUGCUAUACUGGCAAUCACAUGUUCCUUGCGGGGGAACUUUUCUACCCAAGAUCGUCCCUAGACAUAUGCAGAAUACGCAGCUGCAUAGGGCACCAUGAAAUGUGGGGCACCAAAUUGCUCCAAAUUUUAUGCUGCCCUAGGCAGUUGCGUGCAUACGCGGCAGCACCAGCUCCGGCAGCCAGCCCUAUUCCCCAGCCGGCCCACUCAUGAGCUGCGCCCACUGCAAGGGGCAGGGCCAUCCCUGGGGGGUGUGGGGCCUGGAACAACUCCCUCCACCCCAUCUCUUUCCCCCUGCUCCACCCUUGGCCCACCCCCAUUCCACCCCUUCCCCCCUGCGCUGGAAGCAGGGGUCGGGCCUGACCCCGGACUCUCCGGCAACGGCAGGAAGCGGACCAACCCGGCCCCAGCCUGCUCCACUCCGCCAGCUUCCAGCUGUCACUCCAAUUCCUACUGCCAGUGAGUGGGGGGGGGGGCAGUCCUUUCCCCUCCCACAAGCGACAUGGCUGGGAGCCGGGGCGGGGAGAGCGGAACGGGUUGGAGCUGGGUCGCUCCACUUCCCACUACUGGUGAGUGCAGCCGGGGGGCGGUCUUUUCUCCAACCCCUCCUCCCCCCCAAGCGACACGACUGAGGCUGGGUCGUCCUGCUUCCUGCUGUGGGUGCCAGGCCCCCCACUAAUCCCCUGGGCUCCAUGUGGGGCCCCCCACAGCUCCUGCCUCUGUCAUUCUGCAGCCCUUGAGUGUGGGCAUCCCCCUCCCUGUGGAGGGCCGGACCCCCCGGGGGAGCAGGUGCUCUGGCUGCAUAGGGCACCAUAAUUUAUAGGGACGGGGCUGUUUCUACCAUUUCCUUCGCUUAGAAUGACAACUUCAGUCAGUUGAACUCACCCCCUGCCAGUUGUGAAAGCAUUAGCGCCUGCAGGAGGCAGCACUGUCCGGUAGCCAGAGCAGGGCCUUGGGAGUUAGAAACUCCUGAAUUUCAAUGCUGCCUCUGCACGUACCCCAGCAGUUGCUAAAGGUGAUGUCUGCACUACCCCUGCUACAGUGGCACACUUAUGGGGCUGCUGCACCCUUGUGUAGACACUUCCUGCACUGAUGGGUGGGGCUUUUCCAUUAGUGUUGUUAAUCCCACCUCUCCAAGAAGCGGGUGGCUAGGUCAAUGUCAACAGCAGGGGCUAGACCAACCUAACUGCUGUGCUCAGGGUGUAUAAUUUGUCACAGCCCUGACCCAUGGAGCUAGGUUGAUGUAAUUUUUUAAGUGUAGACCAGUGGUUCUCAACCCAAGACCCAAUUAACACACAGCUGCGGCCUAUGUGACAUCCUCACAGCCACACAGGUAGUAUAUAUGUUGUGUGGAUGUGGCCAUUGUAACACACAGAGAGCUGCAUAUGUGGCCCACAAUGGUAGAUCAGUUGGGGACCACGGGUGUAGACCAAGCUUUAGUUUCCCCAUCUGUAAAUUGGGGACAGUACCACUCAGUACCACAUGAAGAUUAUUAGUCAUUUUUAGCACUUAACAUCUUCCCAGUGCCCUACAAAUAGGAGCAGGGUCAUCCCAGAAUCUGAGCUUGGGUGAGCCUUAGUAUUGCCCAAUACUGAGGCACAGGGAGGCUAUACAAUAAAUCAGUGGCAGAGCAGAAAUUAAACAGGACUGCCUGGCUGCUGCUCACCCAGCCUGCCUCUUCAGUUAAUUCACAGGGUGGAGAUUUACAGUGUUCUCCAUUGAUUUAUGCCUUAUCACCCUUAGACAAACACUACUGCUCAAUGUACAGAGCAGAGAAAGCAGCAGUGUAGUGUCUGGGUCACUGCCUGACUGGGGCUCGGAAUCACUUGUGCACCCACCAUCUUGUCCAGGGGAGAAUUGCCUCAUGUUAGCACUAGCCUGUCCAGCAGCUGAGCUGGUUGUUCCUGCUGGAUGAGGAUGGGCUCCCUUCCUUCUCGAGCUGUCCAACAUUCCAGGAUUUCUCAGGGAAAGGCAGCUGUGUACAUAUUUAUAAGUUUCCAUGACCAAUAGCCUUUUAGCCAUUAAUACACUGCCAGGGGACUGCGUUAGGUGCCUGUCACUUGCAUUAUGGGCUUCAGACCACAGCUGGUUGCACUCCAUUGUCUGAAAGGGAACCCUGUUGCUAUGUAUUAGACUACGUUGUGCUAGAGAAUUAAUGUUUGAAUAACACAUGUGUAUGGGCAGAAGAGGAACGUUGAUAGGCUAUUUUCCUUCCAGUUACAACAUUCCACUAUCUUCUUCAUCCCUGCUGGGCCCAAACUGACAGGUCAAGGGCUGGGGGAAGGGCUAGUCUGGGAGAAUUCUGCACCAAACAAUUAAAAAUUCUGUGCCCAAUAUUAAAAUUUUUCAAAAUUCAGCAUAUUUUAUUUGUCAAAAUAAUGUAAUCAUACUGGCUUCAAUUAUUUAGGUCACUUAUUUAAAGUGCACUACAAUGGCUGGAGAAGGGGAGUAAGUAGCAUUGGAGGAAAUCUCCAAACCCCCUUGCCUUAUAGUAAUGUUGCUAGGUUUGACCCUUUAUUUCCAGUUAUUAGUCAACCAAUAUAUGCAGCCAUGUGCUCAGUGUUACAUCAUAGGCACCUGAUGAGCAAGUGAGGGCUGGGAAUAUGGGCUACUGACCACCCCAGGAAGGUCCAUAGCAAACAGUUCAUGGAGCACAUUUUUUCAGGCCAAAAAUUUAGACCAGUUCUAAUCACUGAAGCACAUGAGCAUUUAUAAGGCCAUACUGUCCUUUACAGCACUCUGGCACUGUAAAGGAGCCUUAAAACUUUUACACCUGUUUUAUACUCCAGGGGGAAUUCACUAAGUAGGCAGGCUGCUACGUUCUGCUCCUCAGAAACACCCUGAAGGCCCACCCCUCCAUGCCCAGCGUACUGCAAUAGCAAGCGAGAGAGACAGAGUGUGUCUCUCUCUCUCUCACACUCACACACACCUGCCCAACUCCCCUCCCCUCCUGGCAGUAAUUUAUGUCUCUACCAGCUGCUCUGGGUGCCUGAACCAACCUGCCUGUGUUGCCAGAGAGGGGUGUGACCACUCUUGCGGUUUCCCUUUACUUCCCCAUCAGAAGUCAUUUUUCUACAGAGAAGCAAAUCUGCAGGGGAGAUGAAUUCUGCACAUGUGCAGUGAUGCAGAAUUCCCCCAGGAGUAGUAGGGGCUUAGCUCCUCACUCAGCAAGAAGAAUGUUUCAGAACACUAGGCGCCCUCUAGGCUGGAUAAAUGGGACAGACUGCAGCAUAAGGUUUGGAGGAAUGUGUGGCAUAGCAGAUGUUAACUGGUGGAUGAGGGGACUUUGCAACAGGGCUCUAAGCCCGGCUUUUGCAUGCACCAAGUGACACCAGCAAAUGGCUGCCCACUGCUCUCCCCCUCUCCCAUAUAGCAACUUACAUAGGACUCUGAUAAGUAACACCUGUCACACUGCAGUAGGCUGUACUGUUGAUACAAUAGGAGAUACCCAUGCUUAAAAAAAGCUGGAUACUGACUGACUGCUAGCAGAGCUGGCCUUGGCCAUUUUGGACAGAACCACAAGAGUCUUUUUAUUAGUGCACUUCAAGCUGCAGGACUGGCCUGAGGAGCUCAGGAGAAUCUCUACGAGGUCCCCACCAGGGCAGAAGUAGAAGCCAGCUGCUUGUUCCUUUCCACUUCAGCAAGCUGAUAACCUUGUUUAUGUUUUCAAGACUUCCUCUGCAAGGAAAAGGGCUAGACACCUGCUGUAGGACAGACAUGCUGCAGUCCCUGCACAGUUCCCCCCCCCCCCCCGCACUGACAGUAGGGAGUGGUACAGGCUUUGCAGAAUCAGCCAGGUGCUGGUGAAGAGAACUCUAAACAUUGCUUUCCAAUGAAAAUAAAUGAAGGACUGAUUGCACUUGAGCACUGUAGGCAGGGAAGUAGGUUCUAGCUCUGUUUUAUUUUAGCUAGAGAUGUGUCACAGAUCUGUGUUUUACUGGAACUCCUGGCUGACUAAGCAGCAUAAAAUAUGUUACCAGCUAGCAAGGGGGUUAUCACCUAUGCUAGGAACUGGAGCUGUAUACAUUACAGAGGGUGAGCUGAUGCAGAGCAGGGCCUCCUUUGAAAGUGAUUAUGGGGCCAGGUUAAUUCUUAAUGAGGACUCAGGCUUCACUGCUUCAAUCAAUCAAUCAGUGUGUUGUAAUGAAAAGUCCUCUCUCAAACCUGUAACUUUGUCUACAAUAAAAACAACAAACUUAA
This is a messenger RNA of Chelonia mydas (Green sea turtle), 6160 nucleotides long. It is a transcript of the gene NAGA, whose product is annotated as alpha-N-acetylgalactosaminidase. NCBI's taxonomy places the organism in Eukaryota, Metazoa, Chordata, Testudines, Cheloniidae. Bases 283 to 1572 code for a protein of 429 amino acids. The record is from RefSeq and is a predicted model, not a curated record. Gene Ontology annotation, biological process: oligosaccharide metabolic process; glycoside catabolic process; glycosylceramide catabolic process. The transcript has 9 exons. Gene Ontology annotation, cellular component: cytoplasm. Gene Ontology annotation, molecular function: alpha-galactosidase activity.